AGCGGCUUCUAAACUCGAUGGUAAAUGACAGAAAACGGAAGCCUUGAGUGUCCAAUUGGCGUAUGCGUGUAGUAGUCCGAAAAGUAGCGUGUCUAUGGCAGGUUUGGAGGACGGUGGGGAAGUGCUUUUCAGACGUGGAGCGGGACAGAGUGAUGACUCUGAUAUCUGGGAUGACACGGCUCUAAUUAAAGCAUAUGAUAAAGCAGUGUCUUCUUUUAAGAGAGCUCUGAAGAAUGAGGAUUGUACAAUUGGUGCAGAAACAGAAGAAAAAAAUCCCAGGACCAAAAGGAAAAAUAAUAAGAAGAAUAGAAGCAGGAAGAAGUGUAAUGCUGCUCCGCUGAAAAAGUGGAGAAUAGGAGACACGUGUAAUGCCGUUUGGUCAGAAGAUGGGAAUAUUUACUCAGCUACCAUCUCUUCCAUUGAUGCUAAAAGAGGGACUUGCAUAGUUGUUUAUAGCGGAUAUGGCAAUAGUGAGGAACACAGCUUGGCUGACCUGCGUUUUCCAGAUACUUCUGAAGCAGAAAGUGACCAAAGGGACCAAGAGCAGGAGAUAAAUGGAGAUGAGCAUUCAACAGAUGAAAGUGAUAGAUCUUCAAGAUCGCAUCAAAGCAAAGAUCCUCAGAACCGGGAGACGCCAAAGUCCUCACAGUGGAAUGGCCAGUUCCCUCCUGUUCCCCCUCCAUUUAUGCCUGGCUUUGGAAGGCAUGGUGAGAAGCUGGAUCAAGCACAUCCCUUUCUCUCUGGAUGGCCCCCACCAUUUCUACCUGGACCACCUAUGAUUCCACCCCCUCCACCAAUGAGCCCCGAUGCUUGUGAAGAUGACGAGGCAUUGGGCAGUAUGCUGAUCUCCUGGUACAUGAGCGGAUAUCACACUGGCUACUACCUGGGACUAAAGCAAGGGCGAAUGGAAUCUUCCAUUGGAAAACCACCUCACCAGAAGUAACAUCCAGGAGUAGGUAUCGUCUGUUUACAUGGAAGCUCCACACUUGUGCGCUGUUAAAGGCCGCACAAUGAAAAUUCAGCUUCUGGACAUCUGAAACCAUUCUGAAAGUAACUGUCACCAUCUAGCAUUGUGUUAUAGCUUAUAUGAUUUAGACUGCUCCCAAAACCGAAUGCGUAUCGUUAGGCAUAACAUUGUCACUUUAGCAAAUAAAAGCAUCUAGUUUAUAUGCCUGUUUCAAGGUGCUGCACCGAAUUAAGUAUUAUCCAAUCAUUUCCUUGGGAAGAGGACAGAGUUCAGAUACAGUGAUUUGUAAUUGAACUACAGUGGUUUUAUAAAAGCCUUCUCUUUAGUGCAAGGAUGCAGGCACUUAGAGUGAAUUUGUUAUAAAAUAUUGAUCUCUGAAGUUCAUAGCUCCAAUCUUCCUUGUGCCUGUUCAGAAGCAGAAUUACUAUUGAAGUAGCUAUAGUAUUCAGCAACAUAAGGAUUAACGAUGUGGCCGAACUAUACUGAACUAUCGUUUUGGUUCCAAAGAUCCUUAACGUCUUGUCAAUUACUUUGGUUAUUC
Messenger RNA from Xenopus laevis (African clawed frog), 1508 nucleotides. RefSeq names its product survival of motor neuron 1 L homeolog (gene smn1.L). Gene Ontology annotation, molecular function: RNA binding. Gene Ontology annotation, biological process: mRNA processing. Gene Ontology annotation, cellular component: cytoplasm; nucleus; perikaryon. The record is from RefSeq and is marked provisional. NCBI's taxonomy places the organism in Eukaryota, Metazoa, Chordata, Amphibia, Anura, Pipidae.